This is a messenger RNA of Dichotomopilus funicola, 1614 nucleotides long. RefSeq lists its product as uncharacterized. Bases 1 to 1614 code for a protein of 537 amino acids. Gene Ontology annotation, cellular component: nucleus; cytosol; ribosome. Lineage: Eukaryota; Fungi; Ascomycota; Sordariomycetes; Sordariales; Chaetomiaceae. Gene Ontology annotation, biological process: translation; protein refolding. Gene Ontology annotation, molecular function: Hsp70 protein binding; structural constituent of ribosome. The record is from RefSeq and is a predicted model, not a curated record. The transcript is spliced from 7 exons.
AUGGACAGCGGUCUGGAAGACGACCUGGAUCUCUACGCCCUCCUCGGCGUCGACAACUCCGCCAGCCCCAACGACAUCAAGAAGGCUUACCGCAAGCUUGCGCUGCAACACCACCCCGACAAAGUCCCCGAGGAAAUCCGCGCCGAGUCCGAGGCAAAGUUCAAGGCCAUCACGCAAGCAUACGAAAUCCUCCGCGAUGAUGAAAAGCGCCACUUGUACGACACACACGGCAUGGCCGCCUUCGACCCGUCGCGAGGCGGACCGGGUGGCCCCGAUGUCGACCUCAACGACAUCCUAUCCCAAAUGUUUGGCAUGAACAUGGGCGGUAUGCCGGGUGGUAUGCCGGGUAGCGGGCCCCGUCGCCCGAGGCGGAGUCCGGACGAGGAACAAGCUUACAAGGUCACGCUGGAGGAGCUGUACAAGGGCAAAACGGUCAAGUUCGCUGCUGAGAAGCAGGUGGUCUGCGGCCAAUGCAAGGGGAGCGGCGCGAAGGAUAAGGUGAAGUCGAAUACGUGCGACCGCUGCCACGGCGCCGGGCGUCAAGAGGCCUUCCGCCAGGUUGGGCCUGGGCUCGUUCGGAAGGAGGUCAUCCCUUGCGACCAUUGCCAGGGCUCGGGUAUGUACUACAAGGAGAAGGACCGCUGCAAGAAGUGCAAGGGGAAACGCACCAUCAAGGAGACCAAGGCGUUGGAGCUUUACAUCCCCCGCGGUUCCAUGCAGGGCGAGCGCAUUGUGUUGGAAGGCGAGGCUGAUCAGAUGCCCGACAUGAUCCCCGGCGACCUGAUCUUCCACUUGGCCGAGGAGCCUCACGAUAAUUUCACCCGUAUCGGCCACGACCUCUCCGCGGACCUGCACGUCACACUAGCUGAGGCCUUGUCUGGCUUCUCGCGUGUGGUGCUCAAGCACCUCGACGGAAGGGGUAUUCACAUAGAUCACCCCCGGGGCAAGAUUCUCCGCCCCGGUGACGCGCUCAAGGUUCCGGGCGAGGGUAUGCCGCACAAGAGGGGAGAUGCUAAGGGAGACCUUUACCUCAUCGUCAAGGUCGACUUUCCUGAGGACGGCUGGCUGUCCAGCAAUGCCGAAUACGACUCCCUUCAGAAGCUGCUACCGCCUCCCGUGGAGCCCAUCGAGGCGGAAGAAAUCGACGAGGUACAAUACGAAGCGAACGCUGACAUCGAAGAGAUGGGGGCUCACCAAGGUGAUCCACGGUACGGCGGAGAGUGGGAGGACGAAGAGGAAGAAGAAGGCGGCCCACAAUGCACUAAGGCGUUUAUGCGCCACCAGAGUGACCGCUUCCUGCGUGUCGACUCAGCAUGGCGCAAGCCCAAGGGUAUUGACAACCGCGUCCGGAGACGGUUCCGUGGUAACCUUGCUAUGCCCUCGAUCGGCUAUGGCUCCAACAAGAAGACCCGCCACCUGACCCCCUCGGGCCACAAGGCCUUCCGUGUCAGCAACGUCAAGGACGUCGAGCUCCUCCUUAUGCACAACAAGACCUACGCCGCAGAGAUCGCCCACAACGUUUCGUCGAGGAAGCGGGUCGAUAUCAUCGCGCGGGCGAAGCAAUUAGGCGUCAAGGUCACCAACCCGAAGGCGAAGGUCACGACGGAGGUCUAA